This is a messenger RNA of Suncus etruscus (white-toothed pygmy shrew), 2254 nucleotides long. RefSeq names its product syntaxin 12 (gene STX12). NCBI's taxonomy places the organism in Eukaryota, Metazoa, Chordata, Mammalia, Eulipotyphla, Soricidae. The transcript has 9 exons. Gene Ontology annotation, molecular function: SNAP receptor activity; SNARE binding. The record is from RefSeq and is a predicted model, not a curated record. Gene Ontology annotation, cellular component: SNARE complex; postsynaptic recycling endosome; synaptic vesicle membrane. The coding region runs from base 85 to 909 and encodes 274 amino acids. Gene Ontology annotation, biological process: vesicle-mediated transport; vesicle fusion; intracellular protein transport.
UCCUCGGCCGGUCUUGAAGGGGUCUGGUCCGGUCCGGUGUGGCCGCUGCUUCCCGACAGUGCGAGUUUGUCGCCGCUCUCCAUCAUGUCUUACGGUCCUUUGGACUUGUAUCGCAAUCCGAGUCCAUCGGGGCCGCCGCUCCGGGACUUCAACAGCAUCAUCCAGACAUGCAGCGGCAACAUCCAGAGGAUCAGCCAAGCCACUGCUCAGAUAAAGAAUUUGAUGAGCCAACUAGGAACUAAACAGGACUCAAGCAAGCUACAGGAAAAUCUGCAACAGUUACAGCAUUCUACAAAUCAGCUUGCCAAAGAUACAAAUGAAUUAUUAAAGGAACUGGGGUCUUUGCCCCUUCCCUUAUCUACUUCAGAACAGCGCCAGCAGAAACUUCAGAAGGAACGCCUUAUGAAUGACUUCUCUGCAGCCUUAAACAGUUUCCAGGCUGUACAGAGAAGAGUAUCUGAAAAGGAAAAAGAGAGUAUUGCCAGAGCAAGAGCUGGAUCUCGCCUUUCUGCAGAGGAGAGGCAAAGAGAGGAGCAGCUCGUUUCAUUUGACAGCCAUGAGGACUGGAACCAGAUGCAGAGCCAGGAGGAUGAAGUGGCCAUCACUGAGGAGGAUCUGGAACUUAUUAAAGAGCGGGAAACGGCAAUUCGGCAGCUGGAGGCUGACAUUUUGGAUGUCAAUCAGAUAUUUAAAGAUUUGGCCAUGAUGAUCCAUGACCAGGGAGAUCUGAUUGAUAGUAUAGAAGCCAAUGUGGAAAGCUCAGAAGUUCAUGUAGAAAGAGCCACUGACCAGUUACAACGAGCUGCAUAUUAUCAGAAAAAAUCCCGCAAGAAGAUCUGUAUCCUGGUGCUUGUCCUGACAGUGACGCUUACAAUCCUGGCACUUAUUUUGUAUCUAGUUUAUAAAUGAAGUGUUUUCCUCAGAGCCUUCUCCUGCGAAGCUGUUUUUGAGGGUAAAUGCGGGUUGGAGUCUUGCCAGAACAAUCUGAUCACAAGAAAAGAGCAUACUCCAGAAUGUCCUGUAAUAAUUUAGUUAGAAACUAACUACUAAUUAUUCCUUGGAAUUAGUGAACUAUGGAGACAGUAUUUAUCAAUUUAUGUAUAAUUUUAUUGAUUUCUCAAAUUAGGAAUUAAUUUAUGUGAAAUUUGCUUUCUCUGGUAUCCUAAUUGCCCUUCAUCCCAAGUGUUUGCUAAGAAUUCCAUCCUAGAUGUUGUUUUGAUAGGUGACACUCCAGUCUUGUAAUACUGUCUUUAUGUAUAUACAGAUUAACCAUACUAGCAACUGAAAUAGUUACCUACUGACAUCCACCAUAUUGGAGUCUGUCAGAAACUGUAUAAUAACGCACCCAGUAGUUUUUUAUUAUUUAACACUUGGAUUUGAAUAUAUAAGAAGCCUAACUGCUUUAAAAUAUUUUGCAGUGUAUUUGAGGAAAAUAUUGCACAUGUGACCCAGAAGUAUCUAUUUGAGGUGGUCAGUUGUUGGUGGUAUCUGUUAAUCUGGGUUUAAAGUUUAUUUGCUAGUGCCAUCUAGCAGUUUGUCCAUAUACACUAAGCCAUCUUUUCACUUUUUAAGGAGGUUAAUUUAGUUAACACUAUAAUAUUCUGUGAGUGGGGUUUGUCUUCCACCUAUCUCUAUAGAAAGGAAGAAUUAGAUGAAGCAUGCUUUUGGAAAGCAAAUCAGAAUUGCUUGGAAUGAAUUAAUUUUUUUUUUCACUUGUGGUUCUACAUUCCUGGUGAAUGAUGAAUAUUGCUGUCAGACACUGCACCCGACUCUAUAAGGGUUACUGGGAAUUUGAUGGCAGAAAGAUUUAGAAAACCACACUAAGUUGGUGUAAAAUUUAGUGGUGUGAACCUGGUGAUAAAGCAAAGAACAGGUUCAUUUUUUGUAAAUAAUUGUUUGGUGACUGAUGGUAGACCUAUCCUAAUUUAUGAACAAGCAUAGUCUUAGACAAAGAAAUGUUUCAGUAAAUAUUGUUGUCUUGCAAUAUAAAUGUUGUCCACUUCCCUUUUCACAGAUCUAGAACAACUAAAGGAAAUGUAAAUUUAUUAGGCUUUCACUUAAAUGUGAAGCUGGCAAAAAUUGUCAGUUCAGUCUUAGUGAUUUAACUACCCUGAAUAAGUUUUUUCUACUUUCUUUAAUGUUACUUAAUCUUCUUGUACUUAACUAAUGUGAACAAUAGGGACAGAAGGAUCCCAGUGCUUAAGUUUCUGGCACUAUUCUACCUACUUCAUAUAAAUAAACAUUUUUAAAAGCU